Closterium sp. Yama58-4 is the source of this 343-nucleotide messenger RNA. The record is from the annotation of a GenBank genome assembly. NCBI's taxonomy places the organism in Eukaryota, Viridiplantae, Streptophyta, Zygnematophyceae, Desmidiales, Closteriaceae.
AUGAUAGAGUCAGGGAACGCACCAGCCUCUGCUGCCCUUGCAGCCUGUGUGAGGUGGUGGGACGGCGGUGCUGCGCUAUCUGGCGGAUGGAGAUUGGCUGCUGUUCAACCGCACCCCGUCGCUGCACAAGCUGAACCUCAUGGCGUUUCGGGUCGGGUGUGCCGCGUGCCGGCUGCUGUCUCCGCCAGCGCCCUCCUGCUGAACCCCCAGGUGUGUGCAGCCAUAGCAGGGGAUUUCAACAGCGACGAGGCAAAUGUGUUCAUGAGCAAGCUCAAGCAGCUGCCGCAUCAGAGUUUCCCUCCGCUGCUGCUCAGCCUCUUGAGCUUGUUCUUAGUCAUGCACU